Centruroides sculpturatus (bark scorpion) is the source of this 1543-nucleotide messenger RNA. Its product is annotated as xylulose kinase-like. Gene Ontology annotation, biological process: xylulose metabolic process; D-xylose metabolic process. The transcript is spliced from 12 exons. Gene Ontology annotation, molecular function: D-xylulokinase activity. Gene Ontology annotation, cellular component: cytosol. Lineage: Eukaryota; Metazoa; Arthropoda; Arachnida; Scorpiones; Buthidae. The coding region runs from base 272 to 1543 and encodes 423 amino acids. The record is from RefSeq and is a predicted model, not a curated record.
UCCGGCCACGAUUUAUUUUAUUUAUUUAUUGCUUCUACUGUUUAAAGACUGUCAGUUCUCUAAAAACCGAAAACUCCAUUUUUGCAUACGUAACGAUUUUGAGCGCCAUCUAGUUACGACGAUGGUAAUUUUUUUUUUUUAUUAUAGAGGCGACAAAUCGGUGUAGGCGAAGGCCGUUCAUAAAUUGUUCGGAGUUCAAUGUCUCGCCGCAUCAUUGAACCCGGCGAGGAAAGAUGAAAAAUAAGAUUUGACGUAAUAGCAUUUUAAAAUAAUGAUUUCUAACGAAGAAAAACUUUACUUAGGAUUUGAUUUUAGUACUCAGCAAUUGAAAGCAAUUGCAAUCAAUGAUGAACUAAAUGUUACUAAUGAAGCUUCUGUUCAUUUUGAUUCUGAAUUACCAGAAUUUAGAACUUAUGGAGGAGUACAUAAAAAUCAAGAUGGCCUCACAGUUACUGCACCACCAGUUAUGUGGAUAAAAGCAUUAGACAUAAUUUUGGAGAAACUAAAAGUUUCUGGUAUAGAUUUUUCACAAGUUGUUGCAAUUUCAGGAACUGGUCAACAACAUGGUAGUGUUUAUUGGAAGAAAGGUUCUCUUGAUGUUUUAUCUAAUUUAGAAAAUUCAAAAUUUUUGCAUAAUCAAUUACAGAGCUGUUUCAGUAUACGUGAUUCUCCUGUAUGGAUGGAUUCAAGUACUACUACAGAAUGUCAACAGUUAGAAGAAGUAAUAGGUGGACCACAAAAAUUAGCAAAUAUUACUGGAUCAAGAGCUUAUGAAAGAUUUACUGGUAAUCAAAUUGCUAAAAUUUAUAAAAAGAAAAAAGAAGCUUACAAAAACACAGAGCGUAUAUCAUUAGUGAGUAGUUUUGCCGCAUCAUUAUUUCUUGGCAAAUAUGCACCGAUUGAUAUUAGUGAUGGCUCUGGUAUGAAUCUUUUAAAUAUCAAUACUCAACAAUGGUGUAAAGAAUGUUUAGAAGUAUGUGCACCUGAUUUGUAUGAGAAAUUAGGAGAACCUGUAACUUCAAACACAAAUUUGGGAAAUAUUUCUCCAUAUUUUAUUGACAGAUAUGGAUUUUCUCCUGAAUGCAAAGUCAUUGCUUUUACAGGAGACAACCCAGCAUCUUUAGCUGGAAUGAGAUUAAAGAAAGGAGAUAUUGCAUUAAGUUUAGGAACAAGUGAUACAGUAUUUUUAUGGUUGGAAAAGCCUAAACCUACUUUAGAAGGACACAUAUUUUGUAACCCAGUAGAAAGUACAGCAUUCAUGGCUUUAUUAUGUUUCAAAAAUGGAUCUCUGACCAGGGAGCGUAUCAGCAAUGAAUGUGCUGAAGGAUCUUGGAAAUUAUUUAAUGAAUUACUUGAAAGUACUCCAAGAGGAAAUUUUGGUAAUUUAGGAAAAUCUUCAAGAGUAUUAGUCACAGGUGGUGCUUCUGCAAAUAAAUCAAUUAUACAAGUAUUAGCUGAUGUCUUUAAUACUCCAGUAUAUGUACAAGAAAUCAGCAACUCUGCAUGUCUUGGUUCUGCAUACAGAGCUAAACAUGGUAAUUAA